Messenger RNA from Gekko japonicus, 1857 nucleotides. It is a transcript of the gene KCNC4, whose product is annotated as potassium channel, voltage gated Shaw related subfamily C, member 4. Gene Ontology annotation, molecular function: protein binding; delayed rectifier potassium channel activity. The record is from RefSeq and is a predicted model, not a curated record. NCBI's taxonomy places the organism in Eukaryota, Metazoa, Chordata, Lepidosauria, Squamata, Gekkonidae. Gene Ontology annotation, cellular component: voltage-gated potassium channel complex; neuronal cell body membrane; axon. The transcript is spliced from 4 exons. Gene Ontology annotation, biological process: potassium ion transmembrane transport; protein homooligomerization. The coding region runs from base 1 to 1857 and encodes 618 amino acids.
AUGAUCAGCUCGGUGUGUGUCUCAUCUUACCGCGGGCGCAAAUCAGGGAACAAGCCACCCUCCAAAACAUGCCUGAAGGAAGAGAUGGGCAAAGGGGAAGAGUCGGACAAGAUCACCAUCAAUGUGGGGGGCACCAGGCAUGAGACGUACAAGAGCACUUUGCGCACGCUGCCUGGCACCCGGCUGGCCUGGCUGGCUGACCCCGAUGCCCAGAGCAACUUUGACUUUGAUGGGCAAAGCAAUGAGUUUUUCUUUGACCGCCACCCAGGCAUCUUCUCCUACGUGCUGAACUACUACCGCACAGGCAAACUGCACUGCCCUGCAGACAUCUGUGGACCCCUUUUUGAGGAGGAGCUCACCUACUGGGGCAUUGAUGAGACUGACGUGGAGCCCUGCUGCUGGAUGUCCUACCGCCAGCACCGCGAUGCUGAGGAAGCCCUGGAUAUCUUUGAGAGCCCCGAGCCUGGCAGUGGAGAGGAGGCUGAGGAUGAAGGGGCUAGGGAGGGGACUCUUCAGCGCCUGGGCAUGGAUGACAGGCCGCCUGGAACUCCUGGGGCCACUGGAGGAGGAGGAGGAGGCUGUUGUCGCAGCUGGCAGCCCAGGAUGUGGGCUCUCUUUGAGGAUCCCUAUUCAUCCAGGGCAGCUAGGGUAAUUGCCUUUGCCUCGCUUUUUUUCAUCUUGGUAUCUAUCACAACAUUUUGCCUGGAGACGCACGAAGCCUUCAUCAUAGAUGUUAAUGUGACUGAGACACUGGUGGUGGGCAACACAACAGAGGUCUUUGUGAUGCAAAAGAUGGAGACAGAGCCCAUUCUUACUUACAUUGAAGGAGUCUGUGUGCUUUGGUUCACUCUGGAGUUUCUAGUGCGCAUCAUGUGCUGCCCAGAUAAAUUGGUCUUCAUUAAGAACCUUCUUAACAUCAUUGACUUUGUAGCCAUCUUGCCCUUCUACUUGGAGGUGGGACUCAGUGGUCUGUCAUCCAAGGCUGCACGGGAUGUGCUGGGCUUCCUGCGAGUAGUUCGUUUUGUUCGGAUCCUCCGAAUCUUCAAGCUGACUCGCCACUUUGUGGGGCUUCGAGUGCUGGGUCAUACACUCCGGGCCAGCACCAAUGAAUUCCUCCUGCUUAUCAUCUUCCUGGCUUUAGGGGUUUUGAUCUUUGCCACCAUGAUCUAUUAUGCUGAAAGGAUUGGAGCCAAACCAUCUGACCCCAGUGGAAGUGAACACACACAUUUUAAGAAUAUCCCCAUUGGAUUCUGGUGGGCAGUAGUGACAAUGACAACAUUGGGCUAUGGUGACAUGUACCCUAAAACCUGGUCAGGCAUGCUGGUUGGUGCUCUUUGUGCCCUGGCUGGGGUCCUUACCAUUGCCAUGCCUGUCCCGGUAAUUGUCAACAAUUUUGGAAUGUAUUACUCAUUGGCCAUGGCCAAACAGAAGCUCCCAAAGAAGAAGAAGAAGCACAUACCCCGUCCAGCACCACUGGACUCCCCAGCAUACUGCAAGUCAGAGGACAAUUCACCUCGCAACAGCAUUCAGAGCUACAACAGCCCUCUGGCAGCAGCAACAGCAGCAGGGAUGGGAGAGAGGAAAAGAUCAGAUACCAAGCAGAAUGGUGAUGCCAACGUGGUGCUGUCAGAUGAGGAGCAGCCCCUUUCGGCAUCGCAGGAAGAGAAGCUGCCCAUGAGGCGUUCAAGUACCAGGGACAAAAACAAGAAAGCAGGCACUUGCUUUCUUCUGAGUGCUGGAGAUUUCUCUUGUGCUGGUGAUGGUGGCAUCCGGAAAGCCAAGCUACCCUGUGUGCUGUCUGGGCCGUUUCUCCAGCCUUUAGAAGGCCGAAUGAAUCAUCACCGUUCUUCUUUUUGA